AUGUCUGGUCGCGGUAAGGGUGGGAAGGGCCUGGGGAAAGGAGGUGCUAAGCGCCACCGCAAAGUUCUGCGUGAUAAUAUCCAGGGCAUUACCAAGCCGGCUAUCCGACGCCUAGCUCGGCGUGGCGGGGUGAAGCGCAUCUCCGGCCUCAUCUAUGAGGAGACCCGUGGGGUGCUAAAGGUGUUUCUGGAGAACGUGAUCCGGGAUGCCGUUACGUACACUGAGCACGCCAAGCGCAAGACUGUCACUGCUAUGGACGUGGUCUACGCGCUCAAGCGCCAGGGACGCACUCUGUACGGCUUUGGCGAUUGGCGCUGCUCGUGCAUGGCUCGCACGAAGCAGACCGCUCGCAAGUCCACAGGCGGCAAGGCGCCGCGCAAGCAGCUGGCCACCAAGGCGGCCCGCAAGAGCGCGCCGGCCACGGGCGGCGUGAAGAAGCCGCACCGCUACCGGCCCGGCACGGUGGCCCUGCGCGAGAUCCGUCGCUACCAGAAGUCCACGGAGCUGCUGAUCCGCAAGCUGCCGUUCCAGCGCCUGGUGCGCGAGAUCGCGCAGGACUUCAAGACCGACCUGCGCUUCCAGAGCUCGGCCGUGAUGGCGCUGCAGGAGGCGUGCGAGGCCUACCUGGUAGGGCUCUUCGAGGACACCAACUUUGUAAUAGUUUUCGGCAUGUCGGGUCGCGGCAAAGGUGGUAAGGGCCUUGGAAAAGGGGGCGCUAAGCGUCAUCGCAAAGUUCUGCGCGAUAACAUCCAGGGCAUCACGAAGCCCGCUAUUCGCCGUCUGGCCCGGCGUGGUGGUGUGAAGCGCAUUUCUGGUCUCAUCUACGAGGAGACGCGCGGGGUGCUGAAGGUGUUUCUGGAAAACGUAAUCCGGGACGCUGUCACCUACACAGAGCACGCCAAGCGCAAGACUGUUACCGCCAUGGACGUGGUCUACGCGCUCAAGCGCCAGGGACGCACUCUCUACGGCUUCGGCGGCUGAGUGUUCGCGCUCUUUGUUC
This is a messenger RNA of Orcinus orca (killer whale), 1000 nucleotides long. RefSeq lists its product as uncharacterized. Gene Ontology annotation, cellular component: nucleosome. The coding region runs from base 1 to 981 and encodes 326 amino acids. Gene Ontology annotation, molecular function: DNA binding; structural constituent of chromatin; protein heterodimerization activity. Gene Ontology annotation, biological process: nucleosome assembly. The record is from RefSeq and is a predicted model, not a curated record. Lineage: Eukaryota; Metazoa; Chordata; Mammalia; Artiodactyla; Delphinidae. The transcript is spliced from 4 exons.